CCAUAUAUUCAUACCCAAGAGAAUGCUUACUCUGAUGGUCUGUUAGUAGAUGGUGCUUUAAAGGAUGAAUCUUCUAACUAUGACUUUGGAAGAAUUUCUAAUGUCCAGAAGGUUUCGAGGUCUACAUCAGAAAUCAUGAUUUAAUGAAUGACUCACUUGAGUGUUCUGUGCCUUCCCUGAUGAGGCCUGUACUUGAAAAGUCAUACAAGGUUAUGAAAAAAAGAGCAAGCUUGUCAAACAUCCCACUUCCUCAGUCUGCGGCUUCAUUUUUUACAGGACAUUCAACACGAAUGGAAAUUGUAGAAUCCUGUGAAAACAUUAACAGGCUUAAUUUAUUUCUCAAAUCGAAAAGGGAUGAGGUUGAUGCUGGUGUUCCAGGAAGAUUCCUUCAUGCUGUUAUUGGGCAAGAUGUCCCUGAUGUUGGAUCUGUUGCUUCAGCAAUCAUGUAUGCCUAUUACUUGAAUGAAACACUAGGAAAUGAUCAGUUCUGUACUGUUCCUGUCAUCAACACAAAGAGGGCAGAGUUCAACUCACAUGCUGAAUUAAAAUGGUUGCUGGAUUCUAGUCAAAUCGAUCAGUCAUCCUUAAUCUUUAUUGACGAAAUUGAUCUAUCUUAUUAUGACUUGUUUGGGAGUCUUAAGCUAGUUCUGUUAAAUGGUUCCAAGCUUCCAAGUAAACAAGAGGCACUAAAAGAAUCAGUCAUCGAAAUCUUUAACAGCAAAAAGGCUGAAUCUGUGUACCCUUGGGUUGAGAAAGUCACAGUGGGGCAGGAAUGCUCAUCUUGUACGCUUAUUGCUGAAACAUUUGCAAUGACCUCGCCUCCGAUUUUGGCAUUACAAGGAUUCAGCCGACUUCUGUUAGCUGGCAUCCUGUUAGACACUGGGAAUCUCUCAAGCCCUGAUUCUACCACCAAGGAUAAAUACAUGGCUACAUUGCUGCUCAAUGGUGCUGGUCGUUUUGGAUGCAGUGGCCUAUACCAGAUAUUGCGGUAUAAACUAUAUGAUGUCUCUGACCUGAGAGUAGCUGAAAUUUUGGGAAAAGAUUUCAAGAAGUGGACAAGAGUAGGCAAGCAAGAAAAUGUUGGUUCGAGGAUGGUUUCGCGUGUUGGAAUGAGUUCUGUUGGCAUUUCAGUGGAGCAGCUUCUUGCACAUGGCGAUGCCUCAACUAGGGAAAUAAAGCAUUUUCAGCAAAUGGAGAAACUUCGUCUGCUCGUGAUUGUUUCAGGAUAUUAUGACGAGCAGAAGAAUUUCAAGAGAGAGAUACUGGUCUCAACUGAAUCUGUGGAGGUGAUGAAGAAGUUACUCCUCUUCUUCAAUUCUAACGCUUCUCAACUGCCUCUCAAAGCUCUUCACCAACAAGGGCUCGGAGACGAGAUGAGGGCGUUCGAGAUCGAUAAGGUUACAUCGAGAAAGACUAUCGAGCGGCUUCUGGAAGAGUUUGGCGGCACUUCCACCAACACCAAUCAUCAUUAUGUGCCUUCACGGCCUAAACAACAUCAUCAACAUGAAUGGCAAUGA
This is a messenger RNA of Hibiscus syriacus, 1517 nucleotides long. RefSeq names its product exopolyphosphatase PRUNE1-like. The coding region runs from base 144 to 1517 and encodes 457 amino acids. Gene Ontology annotation, molecular function: exopolyphosphatase activity. The transcript is spliced from 13 exons. Lineage: Eukaryota; Viridiplantae; Streptophyta; Magnoliopsida; Malvales; Malvaceae. The record is from RefSeq and is a predicted model, not a curated record. Gene Ontology annotation, cellular component: cytoplasm.